Molecule: messenger RNA, 416 nt
Organism: Mycotypha africana
Lineage: Eukaryota; Fungi; Mucoromycota; Mucoromycetes; Mucorales; Mycotyphaceae
Product: 60s acidic ribosomal protein-domain-containing protein
Exons: 3
Coding region: 84-416 (110 amino acids)
Biological process (GO): translation; cytoplasmic translational elongation
Cellular component (GO): cytosolic large ribosomal subunit; ribosome
Molecular function (GO): structural constituent of ribosome
Source: RefSeq, a predicted model, not a curated record
AUUUUUUGAAGGGCAAAUAAAUUAUUGAUUUUCCCUGGCAGGCUAAGAUUCAUCCUCUCUUUUCGAAUUUUUGACAUUCCACAAUGAAGCAUCUCGCAGCCUACCUUCUCCUCGUUGCUGGUGGUAACACCACUCCCUCUUCCGACGAUAUCAAGAAAGUCUUGAGCUCCGUUGGUGUUGAAGUUGAUGAAUCUCGUGUCUCUUCUUUGAUCAAGGCUAUGGAAGGCAAGAACGUCGCUGAAGUUAUUGCUGAAGGUUCCUCCAAGCUCGCCACUGUCCCUGCUGGUGGUGCUGCCGUUGCUGGUGGCGUUGCUGCCGGUGGCGCUGCUGCCGGUGGUGAUGCUCCCGCUGAAGAAGAAAAGGCUGAAGAAAAGGAAGAAUCCGAUGAUGACAUGGGUUUCGGUCUUUUCGAUUAA